This is a messenger RNA of Owenia fusiformis, 763 nucleotides long. Lineage: Eukaryota; Metazoa; Annelida; Polychaeta; Sabellida; Oweniidae. The record is from the annotation of a GenBank genome assembly.
UUGAUAUGGUCCAUAAGCGACUCACUAAUUUAGACACCAAGUACCAAAAGGCUAUUCUUCAAGUAGGAAGUAAAGACUGUGCAAAAUCAUCAGAUAAGGCCUCGAUCAAAGCCAAAUACCAAUUAGCUAUUAAGGGUGCCAAGAACAUUGCUACCACUGUUGCCGUUUCUAGCAUUUGCCCUCGAACCGACAAAGAAUUGGCUCAGAAUACCGCCGAUGCCCUUAAUGCUGAGCUACAGAUCCUAUGCGAGGAGGAAAAGAUCGAGUUCAUCAACAAUGACACAAAUGGCUUUAAACUACAGAGUGGAGAAAUAAAUGAAGGUUAUCUCUGGUCUGACGGUCUUCACUUAUCAAAGCCAGGAUCUAAUAAAUUGGCACGUAACAUGGGACUCGGCUGUAAGACACGAGAUGUUACAAAAAACAACCGUGCCCGUCAACAGCAACGUAACUUGCAACGCUCAUCACAGGCUAUAGCCCAACACAAACCCACCAGCAACGAUAUUCAUGUACCCUCUUUGCAGCAACAACAGCCCCCUGUACGUGACCAACGUGCCCAGCCCCCCUCCCAUGAUAUUUCACGUAACAUUUCACCAGCCUGUUUUAAAUGCGGAGAAAGGAGUCACCUUGCCAAUUCUUGUUGGCACACAAAUUCCAUACGCUGCCACUCCUGUUCUAAUUUUGGACAUAAGAAAGCAAGGUGCCCAUUCACACAAAACUUAAACCACCCUAAUUUUGUUAAUGGACAGUUUGGACAGCGCUGGCC